Messenger RNA from Solanum tuberosum (potato), 1008 nucleotides. RefSeq lists its product as uncharacterized. NCBI's taxonomy places the organism in Eukaryota, Viridiplantae, Streptophyta, Magnoliopsida, Solanales, Solanaceae. The transcript is spliced from 3 exons. Bases 56 to 586 code for a protein of 176 amino acids. Gene Ontology annotation, biological process: regulation of gene expression. The record is from RefSeq and is a predicted model, not a curated record.
AUAAGAUUUUAUAUUUUAAGAGAAAAGGGCGGUGUGUUUAACUCUGGGUGCUAAGAUGGCUUCGGCUAUUUCACUUGUCUCUUCAUCCAUUCUUCUUUCUUCUUCUUCUUCGUCUUCGCCCUCUGUUUAUCUUCCAAUUUCAAAUUCAGUCAAUUGGGUUUCAUCUUCUUCAUCAUACACAUGUAUUUCCACUUGGGUUUCUUCCAAACGAUGCAGUAGUAGAAACCCACAAAACCUUAUUUGCAGAGCUGCUGAAUACAAAUUCCCUGACCCCAUUCCUGAGUUUGCUGAUGCUGAAACGGAGAAGUUCAGAGAUCAUUUGCUUAAGAAACUUCCAAAGAAGGAUGUCUAUGGAGAUUCUGUUGAAGAAAUUGUUGGAAUCUGCACUGAGAUCCUCAACGAGUUCUUACAUGCUGAGUAUGGUGGUCCAGGAACAUUACUGGUUGUUCCAUUCAUCGAUAUGGCAGAUACCAUAAACGACAGAGGUUUACCAGGAGGACCACAGGCUGCGCGUGCUGCAGUCAAAUGGGCACAAAGUCAUGUUGACAAUGAUUGGAAGGAAUGGAAUAGUGGUAAGAAAAAAUAAUCCAACAACCAAGACCCAGAAGGAAUUCGAAUAGUGGCAAGAAAAGAUGAUCCAACAACCAAGAUCUGUUGCCAGAAGUUUUGAUGCAUGCUAUUUUUUUGUUGGGAACUCCCUUUACAGUAGUAUGUGAUAGUAUAGGACUAGAAAUUAGAGAAACUAGUCAGAAAAGUUUCUCAUUCUCACGAUGGCACUUUGUUAUAUUAUUAUGCUCACCGUUAACGUUUUAACAUUCUUACUCUAUGCUCAUUUUUCAAAUAUUAGAUAUUAUACGAUCUGAAUAAGGUAAUGUAUUGCUCAAGAAACUCCUUAACACCAACCCAAUGUAGUACAGGCAUAAUUACAUGUCAUCUUGAAUCUAUUAUCAAUAUGUAUAUUCACCUUUAAAAUGGUGCACCAGUAAUAGAUAGAAGGAAUUUCCUCCA